AGCAUCCAUAACCAAAAAGAAAUGAAGGAAGAAACAAGAUGAAGAAGAUCCAUUGAUCAUUCUCAAAGCAAAAACUGUUGUUGGCAAUGGAAGGUCAACAAAGAAUAUUUUUCAUUUUUCCUCCCAACCCAACACCCAAGACAUGAAUAUUCUCAAAAAUAGUCAAGAAAGGCAUAAACCCAUUUGAAAUCAAGAAAUCUAAAGGAAACAGGCCAUCAAAUUUCAGCACCAAAAAAACUUCAAUGCCACAGUUUUGCAAGUCUUUGAUCCAUAAAUUUGGCCUACAAAAAGAGAACCCUCUGCCAUUAAUUGCAUCAUCAAAACUCAAAAGAAAAUUAGUCCAUUUUUGUGUGUGUGAAUGGCAAAAUUAGGGUUUGCAUUUGGGGUUUUGAUGUGUUUGAUGGUGUUGGUAAAGGAAGGUGAUGGCACUGAGUUCACUGUGGGAGGAGCCAAGGGGUGGUCUCUUCCAAUGGCUCAAACCUAUAAUCAAUGGGCAGAAGCAAACAGGUUCCAAAUCGGAGACUCUUUAGUCUUCAACUAUGCUGCUGAUGAAGACUCAGUGCUUCAAGUAACCCAAGAUGAGUACAACAGUUGCAGCAUCCAAUCACCAAUCAAACAGUUCUCUGAUGGCCACACUGUUUUCCAGUUUGACAAAUCUGGGCCUUACUAUUUCAUCAGUGGAAACAAAGACAAUUGCCUCAAAAAUGAGAAGCUGGCGGUGGUUGUUUUGGCUGAUAGAAGCAAUUCAACUUCUAAUCAGACCAUCACUCUGCCUCCUUCUCCUUCUCCUUCUCCUUCUCCUGCACCAGCAAAUGAUCAAACUGGCACAGCUUCUCCCCCACCGUCCGGGUCGGGAUCGACUGAAAUCAUCCCUUCUCCCCCACCUGCUGAGGAAGUCAGUCCAUCUCCAGCGCCUACUGGGGAAGAGUCUCCGCCUGCAGGGAUGUCUGCGAUUAACCCUACGCCACCUCCUCUCUUGGUACAACCACCUCCGAGUGUCGGAUUUUCGAUCAUCCCCAGCAGCAUUGGCUCCAUUGGAGCCUUUGUUGCUGUUGCUAUAUUAGCUUUCUUCUAAGUUUGGUGUUGGUCUGUCAAUAAAUCUUUGUAGAUGAUCUUAACUUUCUCUCUCCUAAGAAAUAGCUGGGUGAGCAAUCAUCUGUGUUUCAAAAAGAAUAUAUAAGAAUUGGAUUCAAAAUCAGCAAGUUAUUUCCAUA
Momordica charantia (bitter melon) is the source of this 1214-nucleotide messenger RNA. RefSeq names its product early nodulin-like protein 15. The record is from RefSeq and is a predicted model, not a curated record. Lineage: Eukaryota; Viridiplantae; Streptophyta; Magnoliopsida; Cucurbitales; Cucurbitaceae. Gene Ontology annotation, cellular component: plasma membrane. Gene Ontology annotation, molecular function: electron transfer activity.